This is a messenger RNA of Parasteatoda tepidariorum (common house spider), 1590 nucleotides long. The record is from RefSeq and is a predicted model, not a curated record. Lineage: Eukaryota; Metazoa; Arthropoda; Arachnida; Araneae; Theridiidae.
AUUGUUACUGAGCUUAUAUCUUCGCGUACCAGGUACUGAAAAAUAAGAUAAUUUUUUUUCUCCCCAGACAAGCCUGUUGCAUAGUAACCAUGGGAAAAUAUCUGAUUCCUGCAAGGAAAAGCAAAGAGUUUUAUCUAACUCUUUAGCUACUUAUCAACGGUGGGAUCUUUCAUAAAAAAAUUUCUAAUAAGUUUAUUCUUUGGUGAAAGUAGCACAGUAUUUCACUAUUAUUACUUCGCUGCUAUUUGAAAACAAAGCUCUUAUCCAACAGCUGAACUUCUGCGGUGAGAAAGGUAGCUUAAAUCAUUCUCAGAGUUAUUAUCUAUACAAUUACAUAUUCAAGAAACUAUAAGUUUAAAUUCCUGUUUUACUUCCUUUCUCAUUAUGUCUGCUGAAAGUAUUGUGUCAACAAACUUAGUGGCUCAGCAUUACAGAGGUGAGUUUAAAUUAUCGAACCUUCAUACUCUGAAAAGUCACUCUUUACGAACAACGCCAUUUUGUCCAAUGCCGAAUAUCAAUCUCGAAUUUUGUUUCGAAAUAAGUUAUAUGCAUUAUAAUAUAAAUUCCGAUGUCACGGUACGCGGAGAUGAAUUUAUAUUACUCAAACUGAAAUUGCUAACUUUGUGCGCAUCUGAUCUACCGAAAACCAUGAAAUUAAAACUGAAUGUUGAUCUAAUCUUUAUAGAUCGUUCCCUUUUACACAGAUACAAAUUAUUACCAGCUUUGACAACUGAUGAAAUGAAGUCGGUCGUUUUUGAUGAUGUAUUAACUUCCUACUAUACUAAAAGAGAAAACAUGGGUAAAUUAGUAAACAAGCAUUCCUUUAUAAUACAAUGUGAAAUGGAAUUUUUUAACCACAUCCAUUCUCCUCCAUCUUACUACAAAGAACUAAGCUUUUCCAACCAUUUGAAACACUUUGCUGCGAACUUCAAAUCUCUUCAGAAGUUUGGUGAAUUGAGUGAUAUCAGCAUUAAUAUUGGUGAGAAGUCGCUUCCUGUCCACAAAGCUGUCCUGGCUGGGCAUUCUCCUGUUUUCAGGAACAUGUUAAGUCAUGAUUUCAAAGAAUCCUUGACAAAUACCAUAACAAUCGCCGAUUCUACUUACGAAGUAUUCGAAUGCUUUCUUCAAUACCUGUACAGUGGUGAAAUCGAAGAUAAAUCUUGGCCCACUGCAAGGGAACUUUAUUCUUUAGCUGAUAAAUACGACGUUUUAAGUUUGAAACAACUUACCGCGGAAAUAAUUAGUUCUCAAAUAUCUCUUGAAAAUGUCUGUGACAUUCUAAAUCUUGCCUUCGAUUAUGAUGAUGACAAAAUAAGGAGAGAAGCGGUAGGUUUUGCUGCAAUUCACUUGAGAAAACUUUUGCCAACAAAACAAUGGAAAGAGCUGAUUGCAAAACAUCCACUUGCAGGAUAUGAAGCUGCUAUUAGCUACGUUCUUUGAUGGAUUUAUAUUGAAAGGCUUAUUUUUUCUUUCAAAUCUUGGAUAAAAGAAUAAAUAUAUAUUCGAGAAAAUGAGAUGAAAGACGAGUCGAGAACAACUUGGUACUGUCUCUCCUAUUGUGCUAUCUGUCCUCUUCUACUUGACGAAGGU